This is a messenger RNA of Aspergillus niger, 993 nucleotides long. RefSeq lists its product as uncharacterized. Bases 1 to 993 code for a protein of 330 amino acids. The record is from RefSeq and is a predicted model, not a curated record. The transcript is spliced from 2 exons. Gene Ontology annotation, molecular function: protein binding. Lineage: Eukaryota; Fungi; Ascomycota; Eurotiomycetes; Eurotiales; Aspergillaceae.
AUGAACCCCGAAAAAGAGCAAACCCGCCCUUCUCAGUUCGAAGACAUUCCAGAAAAUGAGAUCAUUGAGCUCACUUCCUAUCACCGACGCGACUUCGACCUAGCAGUCAUUCGCAUAAACCCCCACGACCACGACCACGUCCGCAGCUCUAUAAGCCAACCCCUCAAGCCACUCUCCACAUCCACCGGCCUAGGUCAGCUCCAACUCCUGCAUCUAGAACUCAUACACGAAGUCUGCCUCUAUCUCGACAUCGAAUCUCUAUUUCGAUUCCGCCAAGUCAGCCGCCAUGCUCAACAAUACGUCAGCACCAGUCGCUUCUACCGAGAGACGACAACACAUGCCCUCGACGCGCUCAGCUCAUUUGGAGGCUUCCUCUUCCUCCCGACCCUCCUCCGCUGCUGCUUUUCAUGUCUCCCAAAGGGACGCCUGCCCCGGCUCGUACCUUACACUGACGCGAAGUGGUACAUUUCAUCAAAGUCUAAGACAAAGUCAUCUGGCCUAGCUAGUUUACUCCCAGUUCUUCGAACCAUCCCGGGAAUCUACUCAAUGCAAGAGGUAUCCAUAAAGGGAAGGAAACAACUAGUGACUAUGGUCGAUCUUAUCCGCAUAGUUGGGUCCGAGCCUAGUAGUGAUGAAGAGGCUAUUUGGACUGCUGCCAGAUCGUAUGCCAAUCUGCCUUUCAUGGCCACAACUGCUUUACCGUAUCUUGAUCGGGCCAGUGGGCGCGUCGAGGAGGGAAUAUCCUGCAGUGGGUGUCAGGUUUCUCUGGAAGUUACUCUUACGGAGGAAUCGCGUUUGAGGCCUGAUGGUCUUGGUAUACGUGAUCGGGUGUAUUCGCAUGAGGGUUUCAUAGGGCAUUUUAGAGAGUGUAUGAAGGCGCAAGAGGUGUGGAAAUUGAGGAAGAAUGGGACAAGUGUCGCUGGAAUUUCGGAAUUUGUGCGGCGGAGGGGGUAUUUUAAGGAAAGGGAUGUGGUUAUGUCGUUUCAUUCGUGA